Messenger RNA from Porites evermanni, 591 nucleotides. NCBI's taxonomy places the organism in Eukaryota, Metazoa, Cnidaria, Anthozoa, Scleractinia, Poritidae. The record is from the annotation of a GenBank genome assembly.
AUGUUUGGAAAAUCAAGUUUCAUCGUCAUUGUUUUUAUCCUUGUUUCAAGCAGUUUCACCAGUGGAAAACCCAAAAGUUUCGACUUCAGCAAAUCACCGGCGCUUACAGCUCACAAAAAGCCUCAACCGAUCGAUCAAACAUUUAACAUCAACAACUGGGGCCUCGGAAAAGCUGAUAGAAAACUGCUCACCGAGAUGAAGUACAAAAUUGAUUACCUGUACCAGAAAUCGACAAGCGCUAAAGGUAUAAACUCUUGCAAUUGAAUUAAACUUUCAAUUAAUUAAAAAAGCGACUAAUUGUUCGAGGCUUAUUAUUAGAGCGACUUAAUGUUUGAGGCUUAUUUUAAAAUCAACUGGAAAAUUUUCUUCCUUUGAGUUUGUCCGCAAGAUGGUUGGGUUUACUACGGCAACUUCAGUUACCUCAUCAUCGACAUUCGAACCCUAAAAUGGAGCGAUGCUCGACGAACAUGUCAGAUGCUUGGAGGAGACCUCGCUAUAAUAAAAUCAGCUGCUGAGAAUAACUUCAUAUUCACCUUGCUCAAGAAACAGAAAACAGUCACAUUGCAUGGUGUGUGGCUUGGUUUUGUCCGG